This is a messenger RNA of Raphanus sativus (radish), 1986 nucleotides long. RefSeq lists its product as uncharacterized. Gene Ontology annotation, molecular function: ubiquitin-like protein conjugating enzyme binding; ubiquitin protein ligase activity; metal ion binding. The record is from RefSeq and is a predicted model, not a curated record. Bases 517 to 1833 code for a protein of 438 amino acids. Gene Ontology annotation, cellular component: endoplasmic reticulum. Lineage: Eukaryota; Viridiplantae; Streptophyta; Magnoliopsida; Brassicales; Brassicaceae. The transcript is spliced from 3 exons. Gene Ontology annotation, biological process: ubiquitin-dependent protein catabolic process.
UCCUCUCUCUCUCUUUGUCUCUUUCUUUCUCUCUCUGUCUGCUUAGAGGUUUCGGUAUCGGUUUCGUUCGUAAUCGAAAGGGAGAGAGUUUCCAUGGCGUCGUCAGCUGAAGCUUUGAGCUUGGCCUUCUAGCUGAUUGAUCAACCAUGGUCUUAUGAUUUUCACCGCCCCUAAUCAAGCUCCAGGUCGUUGAUUGUUCUCUCUCUCUUCCAGCUUCUGAUUUUGUUUUGGGAGAAGGUUGCUGAUUUCUCAGGCGGGGAUUUGAAAAUUAGGGUUUUCAGAUUGGGGGUUGGAUCAGUAAUGGAAUAAUGGCUGGGGGGGCUCUUGUCAUGUAAUUAGCAACUUGUUCGUAGAGAGACUCAGUUUCUUCAUCUUCUCUUCCUGAAUCUUAGAAUAUACCAACUCUGCUCACGUCUGCUAAUUGCUUUCACGAGUAAUAAAGAUCCCAAGGAGUAGACUUUGUUUGUUUACCACAAGUGAAAGGAAGAGCCUUUUUGUUGUUGUUGUUGUUUAUUAAUGGGUGAGGAGUUAGCUGACACAAUGAACCUAGAUUUGAAUUUAGGGCCUGGUCCUGAUGAGUCAGAUCUCCAGCCGACCCUGAAUGAAACUGUGAAUCUGGCUGAUUGGACUAAUGAGCCGUCUGAGAGAUCCUCCGACGCUGUGACGAGGAUCAGAACUCGGCAUAGGACGCGGUUCAGACAACUUAAUCUCCCCAUACCAAUUCUAUCUGAAACCCAUAUGGCUAUAGAACUGAACCAGUUGAUGGGAAGUCCUGUAACCGGAGCUGCUUUGCAGACUGGUGAAGGCAGUGAAAGAGGCAAUGAGGAUCUCAAAAUGUGCGAGAACGGAGAUGGAGCCAUUGGAGACGGUGUGUCAGAGAAGAAAGCGGAUGUGGAGAAAAGCAGUGGCAGCGAUGGUAACUUCUUCGAUUGUAAUAUAUGUUUGGAUUUGUCAAAGGAGCCGGUUCUCACCUGCUGUGGCCAUCUUUACUGUUGGCCUUGUCUGUUCCAAUGGCUACAAAUCUCGGAAGCUAAGGAAUGUCCGGUCUGCAAAGGAGAGGUGACUCCUAAAACAGUGACACCAAUAUAUGGGCGUGGGAACCAUAAAAGAGAAGUUGAAGAGAGUUUAGAUACCAAGAUCCCAAUGAGACCGCAUGCGAGACGCAUCGAGAGUUUGAGGAAUACUAUUCAAAGGUCGCCUUUUACAAUACCAAUGGAAGAGAUGAUUAGACGUAUACAGAAUAGGUUCGAGAGGGAUUCAACCCCUGUCCCUGAUUUUACUAACCGCGAGGCAUCAGAAAGAGGAAACGAUCGAGCCAACUCGAUUCUUAACCGGUUGAUGACUUCUAGAGGAGUUAGAUCAGAGCAGAACCAGGCUAGCGCUGCAGCAGCAGCCAUUGCAGCAGCAUCAGAGGAUAUUAAUCUAAACCCGGACAUUGCUGCUCCUGAUCUUGAAGGAGAGACCACCACAAGAUUCCACCCUCUGUUGAUCAGGAGACAGUUACAGUCACACAGAGUGGCUCGGAUCUCGAACUUCACAUCUGCACUGAGUUCUGCUGAGAGGCUUGUAGACGCGUAUUUUAGAACUCAUACAUUGGGGAGGAGCCACCAAGAGCUAAACCAUCAUUCUCCUGUUGUGGUUGAUGAUAGAGACUCAUUCUCGAGCAUUGCAGCUGUGAUAAACUCUGAGAGUCAAGUGGAUACUGCAGUUGAGAUUGAUUCAAUGGUCACUCUUUCGACAUCUUCAUCGAGGAGAAGGAAUGAGAAUGGCUCCAGGGUUUCUGAUGUAGACAGUGCAGAUUCUCGCCCGCCUAGGAGAAGGAGAUUUACUUGAAACAAAAGCUUUCAAUCUGUGGAAGAUGAUGAUGAUGAGGACUAAGACUGUAACUGUAUUUUUCUUUUGUUGCUUGUUGGUUUGUUGUAUUUUUAUUUGUAAUUUUCGCAAUAGGGAUGGUAUUUUUAAUAAAAGUUUCUUAUCUUUUUUUCA